Ruditapes philippinarum (Manila clam) is the source of this 2381-nucleotide messenger RNA. RefSeq lists its product as uncharacterized. NCBI's taxonomy places the organism in Eukaryota, Metazoa, Mollusca, Bivalvia, Venerida, Veneridae. The coding region runs from base 66 to 572 and encodes 168 amino acids. The transcript has 2 exons. The record is from RefSeq and is a predicted model, not a curated record.
UAUAUCUUAUAGGCUAAGCACAACGUAGCAGAUAAGUAACAAUGGUAUAAUACAAACUGUUUCUAAUGAUGACCAUUGAAAAUAUCGUACAAUACUGUAAUGUUAAGCUCAAAAGUACAUGUACUGUUUUAGAAAUUGGCACUGCAAUUCUAGAAUACCAGAAAUUUGGCAGAUCCGUGCGAAUGAAAGGUGAACUCGUGCCAGUCGGAACGAUGCGUAGUAUUCAAGAAAUACUUAAUGACGACGAAUGUAUCUCAGUCAGUAUUGUUAUGGCAGUGUCUAAACAACUUGCUGAUUAUCUACGUCUUCUACAUUCGUCUUUCAUUGCCAUCGACCAGAUAUGUGCUACAAACAUUUAUAUUAAGGUGUAUGAAGGAAAGAUAAACAGACCAAUUGUUGUAAUCGACGCAAAAGCAUCGAUAGCUGUCGAUGAAAAAGCUCUGCAAGAAAAUAUCCGCCAGUUUGGUAACCUUCUCCGAAAACUUGUUUCAAAAUGUGAAAAAACAGGUGCGGAAAUGAGCGGUAUACUAUGUAUACAGGAUAGGAAACCGAAACAAAAAGCAGACUCUUAGUAACAGAUUGCGUUCUUAAAAUAUGUUAUAUAAAAAGGGGAGCAAAAUAAAUAUAAAUCUUGUUUUCUCUUAUUUGAACAUAUAACUGUUACACAUGUAGUAUUAAUGCAUUCAGUAUGUUUUUUUAUGAUAUCAUCAAUAUUUUGUAUGUUUAAAAUCGUUAUACAUGUAUAAGCACAAUUUCUGCUAUUUAUUUGAACAUAGUUUGUCAAUAUUGUAAUAGCAUUUUUAUUUAUUUAUUAUUUAUUUUUUUUAUUUAUUAUUUAUUUUAUUUAUGCGUAAUGUGUGAAAAAGAAACAGUCACUGUGGUGUUAAACGUGUGUCAUAUGUUCGUAAUUUAAGAAAUGUUUCAUUAAAUGCAUUCAUGUUGUCGAUGAUGUAAGUAAACUUUAAUUACUUAAAUGGCCUUUUUUGUUGUUGUUUUUUAUUGUUGUGAUCUAUAAUUGUUUUGAUGCUCUAAUUACAUGUUCUUUCAUGAGAUUUCGGAUGUUACUUGAAACAUUUAAAUCCCGUUUGUCAUUAAAUGUGUUGCAUGUUUUACUAGACUAAGUGUUGUUUUCCAUUAUUGUUGAUGAAAUGUUUGGUAAAGGAUCGGUGGCAUGGUGGUAAAGGUUUUUAAUCGCCUCGCAGGAAUCAUAAUGCUGUGUCCAAUGGGCAUAAGUAUUCGUUGGUUAAAGGAGACGGAAUCGGGAGCAGAAAAGAUAGGAAUCAUGUUUUCAUCAUCGAACUGACCAUAGAUAUUUUAAGUCCCAUGUUGUGAAAACUUUUGAUUACAGAAAGUGUGACUUUAACUCAUUGUAACAAUACGCUAAAACUAAAUAUAUAUUAAUAUAUAAUUGUUGUUGAUUUGAUUAUCAAAAAGAUUGAAUUUGUAGUAAGAGAAUUGACAUUUGUUUUUUAAAUAUAUAUUUUGUGUAAUUGUUGUUUUUUCAAUAGUUCAUGUAUUUUUGAAUGAUUUUAAAUUAUAGUCAUUUGUAUUAAAGUUUAUUAAAUAAAGAAAUGUACUCUCAUUUACUAAUUUAUAAUAGGAUAUUGUAUUAUGUUAAGUGUACGUAUUCAUCUUUUUAAGAUAUAUGUAAUAAGGUCCUAGAUCAGACCACUUUUCAAUCAUGAUGGCUCUAUCAAAAGUAUGUAAGAAGGCUGUCGUCUUCGUCUAUGUGUUUGGUACAUUGUAAUUAAUGAUAUCAAGUCUUUAUUCGAUGGAAAUUAAAUGCACUGGAAGCUUGGUCGUUAAUGAAGUGAGAAGCUGUUUCCCGAAGGAUCGAUCUUCCUGUUUUCGAUCAUUUCUAAUAUAAAAAUAAAUAUUGAAAAUAUAAAAGUGUAGACAAUUUAUUAAUACUAGUGCUGUUGGUUUCAAUUACCAUACAUUGCAAUCCAAUUUUAAAAAAUGUAUAUAUUUUAAGUUUAUAUUUUAAUUGGUUUUUUUUAUUGUUUUGUUUUACUGUAUCGGUUAUUCUUUAUAGUUGAUAAAUCACAUUUGUGUAUGGUUUUUGAUAAUAAUUGAUUCGAUUCAACAAGUUAGACAAUUCCAAAUUCAUAACUAGCUCAUGUGACGUAUUUGCUAUUCCAUAUUAAGUCAAAUAUUCUUAGAGUUGAAUGUUUUUGAAACUUUUUGUUGACUGAACUUGAACUAUAUCGUGGCUGUAAUAUUUAUGUACUUUUGUCAUUUAUUUUGAUCUUAUAGCUGAAAGAUAUCCUCUGUACUGAUUUUCUUGGCUAUAAUUCUUACAAACUAUGUUAAGAACGUAUAAACAAACAUUACAAAACUGUGUAUAUCUAUGUAUUAAUUUGGUCAUAUUUUUCAUUAAA